This is a messenger RNA of Gadus macrocephalus (Pacific cod), 988 nucleotides long. Its product is annotated as ubiquitin-conjugating enzyme E2 D4-like. Gene Ontology annotation, biological process: protein polyubiquitination; ubiquitin-dependent protein catabolic process. Gene Ontology annotation, molecular function: ubiquitin conjugating enzyme activity. Gene Ontology annotation, cellular component: nucleus. The record is from RefSeq and is a predicted model, not a curated record. The transcript is spliced from 7 exons. Lineage: Eukaryota; Metazoa; Chordata; Actinopteri; Gadiformes; Gadidae. Bases 220 to 666 code for a protein of 148 amino acids.
CCCACCCCGUUUCAAGGGUUCAACCGUAAACAGGAGAAUGCGGAAACCAGGAAGGUCUUCUUAAAAAGAUAAACAUACACCGCUAAGGUAGAAACGAGGAGGGUUCUGCUGAACACAUAGACACCCUGCUACGGUAGCCUUCCAGAAAUAUUCCCCUCUCCAGUGCAGUUAGUUACAGAUAGGCAGACUGCGACGACACGGUAGUCGAAAUCGGUCAUCAUGGCAAUGAAAAGAAUAAAGAGGGAGCUGGACGAAUUAAAGAAAGAUCCUCCGGCACAGUGUUCUGCUGGACUAGCUGCGGACGACUUGUUUCAUUGGCAGGCAACCAUAAUGGGCCCAAAUGACAGUCCAUACCAAGGGGGAGUCUUCUUCCUCACCAUACAUUUCCCCACCGACUACCCCUUCAAGCCCCCCAAGAUUACGUUCACGACCAAAAUCUAUCACCCAAAUAUCAACAGCAACGGGAGCAUCUGUCUGGACAUCCUCCGCUCCCAGUGGUCCCCGGCCCUUACCGUAUCCAAGGUGUUGCUGUCCAUAUGUUCGUUGCUGUGUGACCCCAACCCAGAUGACCCCUUAGUCCCGGACAUAGCCCAUAUUUACAAGAACGACAAAGAGAAAUACAACAAAUUAGCCAAGGAAUGGACCCUCAAGCAUGCAAUUAUGUGAAAAAGAAAAAUGAAACCAGAUUUUUUUUUAAGUCACAAUACACUGUAAAGUAGUAUGUAUAAAUAAAGUAACAAAAAAUCAAUAUGUACCACCGUCGAAACUUAACAGCCAUAUAUCCUGACUUGGCGUUUUUGUUUUUAAAUAUAGCUUUGUAUGUCAUCAAUGAGGGACCCUUAAGAAAAUUAACCCAUUCCUGAUGUCCACUUGGUGGGAGCAAUGACAUUAUAACAUUCCUUAUAUCACGCAUCUUAAUAUGUCUGGGCUUCUAUUAUGAAUAGUUUAUCAUGUUUUGUGUACAGUAUUAAAGCAUCAGUGAACCCAU